AUGGCGUCCAUGGCCACUUUUUUCGCCCAAACUUCCUUCCCCUCCCACUCUCUCUCCAAAACCUUCGACACCCAUUUCGCCACUGCCCCCAAAGUCAACGUCUGUGUGAGUUUCAGGGCGAGGAGGCACGCGGGGUUGCGGGUUUCGAGCGGUUUGAUCGAACCUGACGGAGGGAAGCUGGUGGAGCUUGUGGUGAGGGAUUCGGAGAGGGAUUUGAAAAAGGGUGAGGCGCUGUCGUUACCGAGGAUCAAGCUUUCGAGAAUCGACUUGGAAUGGGUGCACGUCCUCAGUGAAGGAUGGGCCACUCCCCUCAAAGGCUUCAUGAAGGAAGCCGAGUUCCUCCAAACGCUUCAUUUUAACUCGCUCCGACUCGGCGAUGGCUCCCUCGUCAACAUGUCGGUGCCCAUCGUCCUCGCCAUCGAUGAUGCGCAGAAGCAUCGGAUCGGGGAUAACAAAAGGGUCGCUCUUUUCGAUUCCAAGGGAGACCCCGUUGCCAUUCUCAAUGAUAUUGAAAUUUAUAAGCACCCUAAAGAAGAAAGAAUUGCCCGAACUUGGGGAACCACUGCCCCUGGCCUACCCUAUGUUGAACAAACAAUAACCAAUGCUGGAAAUUGGUUGAUUGGGGGUGAUCUAGAGGUCAUUGAACCCGUCAAGUACAAUGAUGGCCUUGAUCAUUUUCGGCUGUCCCCUGCAGAACUUCGUUCAGAGUUCACAAGGCGCAAUGCUGAUGCUGUGUUCGCCUUCCAGCUCCGGAAUCCUGUUCACAAUGGCCAUGCUUUGCUAAUGACUGACACCCGAAGGCGGCUUCUCGAGAUGGGCUAUAAGAAUCCUGUCCUCUUGCUUCAUCCACUGGGCGGCUAUACCAAAGCCGAUGAUGUCCCACUUGAUUGGAGAAUGAAACAACAUGAAAAGGUACUUGAGGAUGGUGUUCUAGAUCCAGAGACAACUGUGGUAUCCAUAUUCCCUUCUCCCAUGCACUAUGCAGGACCCACAGAGGUGCAGUGGCAUGCAAAGGCUAGGAUCAAUGCAGGGGCUAACUUCUACAUUGUAGGUCGUGACCCAGCAGGCAUGAGCCAUCCAGUUGAGAAAAGAGAUCUGUAUGAUGCUGACCAUGGGAAGAAAGUAUUAAGCAUGGCACCAGGACUAGAACGACUAAACAUUCUUCCUUUCAGGGUUGCUGCAUAUGACAAGACUCAGGGUAAAAUGGCGUUUUUUGACCCUUCAAGGCCUCAGGACUUCCUUUUCAUCUCAGGCACAAAGAUGCGCACACUUGCAAGGAACAAAGAAAGUCCACCAGAUGGAUUUAUGUGCCCUGGAGGAUGGAAGGUGCUGGUUGAAUAUUAUGAUAGCUUGGUACUCUCGAGCAACGGCAAAGUGCCAGAAGCUGUUCCAGCUUAA
Messenger RNA from Sphenostylis stenocarpa, 1398 nucleotides. NCBI's taxonomy places the organism in Eukaryota, Viridiplantae, Streptophyta, Magnoliopsida, Fabales, Fabaceae. The record is from the annotation of a GenBank genome assembly.